This is a messenger RNA of Myripristis murdjan (pinecone soldierfish), 927 nucleotides long. Its product is annotated as olfactory receptor 6B1-like. Gene Ontology annotation, molecular function: odorant binding; olfactory receptor activity; G protein-coupled receptor activity. The transcript has a single exon. The coding region runs from base 1 to 927 and encodes 308 amino acids. The record is from RefSeq and is a predicted model, not a curated record. Gene Ontology annotation, cellular component: membrane. Lineage: Eukaryota; Metazoa; Chordata; Actinopteri; Holocentriformes; Holocentridae. Gene Ontology annotation, biological process: G protein-coupled receptor signaling pathway; detection of chemical stimulus involved in sensory perception of smell.
AUGGAGAACUCAACUGAGAUUGUGUCAUUUGUGCUGGCUGCGUAUGGUGAAAUAGGACAGUUAAAGUACCUGUAUUUCAGCAUAAUUAUCACAUUAUACCUCUCAAUAUUCGUGGCCAAUACAGCCCUUAUUGUUGUUAUAUUCAUGGAUAGAAAGUUACAUGAACCCAUGUACAUGUUCCUCUGUAAUUUGUUUGUUAAUGAAAUGUACGGCAGCACAUCACUGUAUCCUCUCCUGCUUUCACAAAUGUUUUCAGAUACUCAUGAAGUGACCCUGAAUAUCUGUUUUCUGCAGAUAUUUUGUAUUUACACAUCUGCCUCUGUGGAAUUUUGCAGUUUGGCAGCCAUGGCAUAUGACAGAUAUGUCUCUAUCUGCUGUCCUUUACACUACCCUGUUAUUAUGAACACAGGGAGAGUGUGCACCAUCAUUCUGGUAAUAUGGCUAUAUUCAUUUGUGAAUUUCUUACUCUCAUUUUCUCUCAUCAUGCAUUUGCAAUUUUGUGGGAAUAUUAUUGACAAAGUGUUUUGUGACCACCAUUUGAUCAGCAAACUUGCAUGUUCAGCCUCAAUCCUCAGCAAUAUGUCCGACCUGCUCUUCGCCUUUGUGGCUGUUGUUGUUCCAGUUGUUCUUAUUUCCUUCUCUUACAUGAGGAUAUUGGCUGUUUGUCUGAGAACCUCUAAAGAGACGAAGCAGAAGGCUAUCACCACCUGCACACCUCAGAUUGUCUCGGUGUCAAACUUGUUUGUCGGUUGUGUUUUUCACUUUGUUGAUUCUAGGUUUGACGUGGCCCAUGUGCCAGAUAAAGUGCGCAUUCUUUUAUCUGUGUAUCUCCUCAUCUGCCAGCCAAUUGUCACUCCUUUUAUGUAUGGUCUUAAUCUACCAAAGAUCAGAGAGGCAUGCAAAAGAUUUCUCUUUUAUAGAAAAUAA